Molecule: messenger RNA, 2031 nt
Organism: Rotaria sp. Silwood2
Lineage: Eukaryota; Metazoa; Rotifera; Eurotatoria; Philodinida; Philodinidae
Source: the annotation of a GenBank genome assembly
AUGAAAAAAUUAAAAGAAGCACCAGUAAUCGUUGAAACAUCAGUUGGAAAAUUUCUUUUACGAGAUUUUCGUCCUCCAAUUCAAUUACGUACAUCACCAAGAAAAAAGAAAAAUAAAUUAAAAAAAGAAAUGAAAAGAUUAGAUGAAAAUACUUUAACAUUAUUAUCAAAUAAAAAACAACGAAAUAAAAAACGAAAAAGAAAAAUAAAUAAAAUAAAAAAACAAUUAAAUUUUGAUCAUAAUAAUGAAGAACAAGAAAAACAUUCAAUUUUAUUUAUUAUAACAAAUGAUGAACAAGAAAAUCAUUUAAAUGAUGAUGAAUUAACAAAUAGUAAAUAUAAUCUUUGUUUUGUUAAUUCAAAAACUCGUCGUGCUUUAAUAUUUUCUCCUCGAUCAUCUCGUAUAAGUCUUCUUGGUCUUUUUUCAUUAACACAAAUAUUUGGUCCACCUGCAUCAAUUCAUGGUUUUAAUAUUGAACCAUUAAAAUCUUAUUCAAUAUAUAAUCUUUCAUCACAAUCAUUAAUGUCUAUUGAAACUGCAUCAUUUUUUUCAAAAAGUUCAUUUCAUGAAAAUCAAAUUCUUUCAUUUUUUAAUGAUUAUCAUAUUGAAUUAACAUUACCAGAAAUUUAUAUUGAAUUUAUUCAAAAAUUAGCAAAAUUUCAUCAUGGUUUAUCAGUUUUUUUUAUUGAACAACUUGAAAUAACAUGGAUAGAAUCAAUGAAAGAAUUUAGUAAUAGUAAUCUUUCUAAUCAAUGGUUAUUUAAUUAUAAUGAUGAUGAUGAUGAUGAACAAUUUGAAAAUACAGAUGCUUUUAAACAAUUAUGGCCUGGAAUGGGAGCUUUCAAAGAUAGUUAUCAUCAUUCAAUUAUUUAUUCAAGUGAAAUUCGUUCAACAACCGAUGAAAUAAUUUCUCGUCUUUUAAAUAAAACUACUGAUGAUCCAUUAAUUGUAUUUGUUUGUGGUGCAAAAGAUUCUGGCAAAUCAACAUAUUUACGUUACUUAAUAAAUAAAUGUUUAUCUCAAACAAAUUUUCUUCCAAAAAUAACAUUUUUAGAUUGUGAUAUAGGUCAAAGUGAAUUUACUCCAAGUGGUUCAAUAUCAUUAAUAAAUAAUUUAACAGAACCAUUAUUUGGUCCAUCAGCAUCACAUUUAAAAAAACCAUUAAAAUCAUUUUAUUUUGGUAAUAUUAAAGUUGACAAUGAUAAAAUUCUUAAUUAUUUAAAUUAUGUUAAAUUAACUUAUGAUUAUAUUAAAAAUUAUCAACAUGAUUUAUUAGUUGUUAAUACAAUGGGAUGGGGAUCAGAUACGGGUCUUGUUAUAAUGAAAGAAUUAAUUGAUCUUCUUCAACCAACAAUUCUAAUACAAUUACGUUCAUCUAGUCCACAUUUUCGUCAUAUAAUGCCUGAUAUUAAUCCACAAUGGUCAAUAAAUGCACCUAUUUCAAAUAUUUAUCGUCAAACAAAUAAAAUUUCAUUAAAUUAUUCAUAUAAUAAAUAUGAUUAUAAUUUAUUAUUAACACCUGUACGUCAACAUAAUUAUGGAAAAUCAAAUUUAACACGUCAAGCAUGUCUUUGGUCAUAUUUUUCUCAACUUGAAAUAAAACAAUUAAUUAUGAAACCAUUAAUCGAUUAUAUUGAUCAUAUUGAAAUUUUACAAUUUGAAAAAAUUGGUAUUGGAUUAUUACAUCGACAAAUUGAACCAAAAUAUUUAUUACAAGUAUUAAAUGGAUCUAUUGUGGCUUUAUGUAGGAUUAGAAAUGAUAUGUUAUGUCACACAUCAAAUUCAUUUCCAGGAUUAAUUGAUGAACGAGCAAAUGUUGAAUGUCUUGGAUUUGGAUUUAUUCGUUCAAUUGAUAUGACUCGUCAUGAAAUUCAUGUAAUAAUACCUGAUCGUAGUAUACCAAAAACAAUGAUCAAUGCACUUAUUAAAGGAUAUGAUGAUUGUCCUGAUGAAUUUUAUUUUAUGUCUAUUGAUCGAUGGCGUGGUUAUAUGCCACCGUAUGUAACUGGAAUAUUCAAUUCUACAAUGUGA